Messenger RNA from Miniopterus natalensis, 657 nucleotides. RefSeq names its product NK6 homeobox 3 (gene NKX6-3). The record is from RefSeq and is a predicted model, not a curated record. Lineage: Eukaryota; Metazoa; Chordata; Mammalia; Chiroptera; Miniopteridae. Gene Ontology annotation, cellular component: nucleus. Gene Ontology annotation, molecular function: RNA polymerase II cis-regulatory region sequence-specific DNA binding; DNA-binding transcription factor activity, RNA polymerase II-specific. Gene Ontology annotation, biological process: regulation of transcription by RNA polymerase II; cell differentiation.
AUGGAGUCCAACCUGCAAGGGACGUUCCUGCUGAACAACACGCCGCUGGCUCAGUUCUCGGAGAUGAAGGCCCCCGUGUGCCAGUACUCGGUGCAGAACUCCUUCUAUAAGCUUAGCCCCCCAGGGCUGGGCCCCCAGCUGGCCGCCGGGACCCCCCACGGCAUCACGGACAUCCUGAGCAGGCCCGUGGCCACGCCGAACAGCAGCCUGCUCUCCGGCUACCCCCACGUGGCGGGCUUCGGCGGACUGGGCUCCCAGGGGGUCUACUAUGGCCCCCAGGUGGGGAAUUUUUCCAAGGCUGGGAACGAGUAUCCCACCCGGACCCGGAACUGCUGGGCCGACACGGGCCAGGACUGGCGAGGCGGGCGGCAGUGCAGCAACACCCCGGACCCCCUGAGCGACAGUAUCCACAAGAAAAAGCACACUCGGCCCACCUUCACGGGGCACCAGAUCUUUGCCCUGGAGAAAACCUUCGAACAGACCAAGUACUUGGCAGGCCCUGAGAGGGCAAGGCUGGCUUACUCACUGGGAAUGACAGAGUCUCAGGUCAAGGUGUGGUUCCAGAACCGGAGGACCAAGUGGCGGAAGAAGAGUAUCCCCUCUGGCCAGAGUCCUGCCUGUACCCUGUCUCUUCCCAAACCCAAGCCCCAGACAUAG